AGGAGGAGGCAGUUUCAAAAGCUAAAUGCUGCAGCUCGGUUGUAAUGGAGCUAGUUUUGUUUUCUGCCGCUUCAAAACAUUUAUUUUAAUAACGCUGAAAGAAGGAAGUGAAUCGUGAUAAACAUGGAGGAGGCUGAGUCUGCGCCGAUGCUGUCCAGAAAAGAGCUGCGUAAACAGAAGCUGAUGGAAUAUUUGGCAGCAAAGGGAAAACUGAAACCCACCUCUGUGCCGUCUCUCCAGAACUGUCUGCGUCAGGUUGUUACUGGAAAGGAAAACAAAAGCUCAGCCGACAAAUUUAAAGACUCAAAAGGUCCAACUUUGAUCGCUCAGUCCAGUCAAAACCCUGUCAGAAGUGCGUUUGGUGUCUCUAACACAGUAAACGUUAGAGGCGGUACACAAAAAGGAAAAGAGAACACUGUUCGUUCAUCAUCGAGCAUCGCCCCACCACAGCCGAAACCUUAUCAAAACCCACUUCUUAGGAAAACGUACACUGUGGUUGUUUCCAAACCCAACGCGACUGCAGCCGGCACCCUGAAGAAGCCGACGAUCGUAAGAGGUCACGCUUCAGGCCAAGCAUCUUCAGCCGCAGCGUCUACAGCCGGAGCAAAGUCAAGUUUCCAAUGUAACCUUAACUCAAACUGCACCACGGCUCAAACAGCCGGCAGUCGGAUCAGCAUGGGCCCGCUUGUCAAAACAAAAACAGGACUCACCCCUGCCGUCAUCCAGCCCAGGAAUACAAAAUCAGAUCUGCCACGACCCAGUGCCGCGUCACGUAAAACUAUCAGCACUGCUUCUGUUGUUAGGAAGGUGCAGGCCUGCAGCACAGCUUCAGCCUCCCUCCGCCAGAAACCUGCUUUAAAUUCAACGGCUGGAGCUAAAGUUCAACCUCAGAACAAGUCCAACCCCAAACCGACUCUAGAUAAACAGACUCUGCCAGCUUGUAAGAGUCAGCAUUCAGGUGGGCUGAGGGUCACCUCUGCCUCCUUUAAGGCCAAAGCACCACCAGCGAGGCCAGAAGGGAGGGCUUUAACCAGUAUGUCCAUAAAGGUAACAUCUGGUGCCGCUCCACAAGCUGCCUCAAGGACAAACACAUCCAGUUCCACAACUGGCAGCAGGCUGAAGCCGACGGUUGUGACCCAGCCAGCAGGGAAAACCAAAACAAAUAAAGAGACAAGUUCUGCAAACGUCCUUCCACCACGAGCACCUCCAAAAUGUGCGGUUGCACCGAUACUGUCCCAGACCGAACCGCAGCCUUCCAGGUCCGUCAGCAUCACAGGCCGGGCCGCGGUCACAAAGACACCGAAGGUCACAGCCAAGGUUCCUCAGACCGAAGGAAAGAAGACGACUGCCCAGGAGGAAAGACUGAAAAAACUCAAGGAGUGGCGAGAGGCUAAAGGAAUUUCUUACAAACGACCUCCAAUGCCGGUGAAAACUCCGGUCAGGCGUGCCGUGUCUGUAGCUCAACCGUUCUGGGUUUCCAUGAAGGCCGAGGAGGACGCCCGUUCCCUCAUCCAGGCUGUGGACAGAACCCUCGCUGACUGCAUCAAACUGUUGGCCGAGGGCUGCCCUCCAGACCAGGUGAGGCAGAUUUUCUCACGGUUGCCACCGCUGUCUCAGAAGUUUGCCAAAUACUGGAUCUGUCGAGCUCGCCUGAUGGAGCGAGAAGGAGACCUGGAUGUGCUGCCCAUGUUCGAAGAGGCCGUCCGUGUUGUAUUGGAGCCUGUAGACGAGCUGAGAUCAGUGGUUUUUGACAUUCUGAAGAAAAAGGACGAGAUCCAAGAGAACGAAAACCAAGAACACAUUUCUUCAGCUGAAAACACUCCAGAUGGUAUCAUCAAUCCCCUGCUGACCCCCAAACCCGUCAGAGCGCUCAUUAAUGGAGAGAAAGGAGACUCCUCUGUGGUCAAGUACAAGAUCACCAAGACUCCUGGUGGUCCCCCGAGUCAGCACAGACAGCCUGUAAGAGUCAACGGCUACGAGGUGCGCUUCUUCACUCCGGUCCGCCGCUCGGUGCGGAUCGAGCGAGCCUCGCUGCAUUACCCGGCGUCCCUCCAGGACCACGACGUCUGCGUGGCCUCGUACAGCGACCUCAUCGCCGAGGAGAACAACGAAACCAGCGACGAGCGGAAGAGCGGGGAGGACAUCCCGCCCGCUAACGACGCGACGAUGUACGUUUACAGAGAGAACGAAGCGCUCGGCGACAAAGUUUCUGUCCAGCUGGUUUAUGACGACCCCGUGUGAUGUCAUCUCCUUCAAGUCUGAUGAGUUUACAUGUUGUGUUUUUAUCACAUCUUACCAGAACGCUUGAUUUGUUGGCUUUUAAAAGCUAUUUCUCCUUUGUUUUCUGUAAGGUUUGUUUGUUGUGUUCUUAAAUAUUGACGUGUACAAAGUAAUUAAAGUACACACGUUUUAAA
Austrofundulus limnaeus is the source of this 2414-nucleotide messenger RNA. RefSeq names its product cytoskeleton associated protein 2-like (gene ckap2l). The record is from RefSeq and is a predicted model, not a curated record. The coding region runs from base 124 to 2241 and encodes 705 amino acids. Gene Ontology annotation, cellular component: mitotic spindle; centrosome; cytosol. Lineage: Eukaryota; Metazoa; Chordata; Actinopteri; Cyprinodontiformes; Rivulidae. The transcript has 9 exons.